Molecule: messenger RNA, 9482 nt
Organism: Equus caballus (horse)
Lineage: Eukaryota; Metazoa; Chordata; Mammalia; Perissodactyla; Equidae
Gene: STXBP5
Product: syntaxin binding protein 5
Biological process (GO): regulation of exocytosis; regulation of protein secretion
Cellular component (GO): plasma membrane; cytoplasm; SNARE complex
Molecular function (GO): myosin II binding; syntaxin binding; GTPase activator activity
Source: RefSeq, a predicted model, not a curated record
CUGGGCGGAGCGGGCUCGGGCGCCGCCGCCUCCGCUGGGCUCCCGGGCCGCGGAGCGAGACGGCGGCGGCCGGAGCGGCGCCACAGCAGCCGCGGUGAGCCGCGGCGGCCUCGGAGCAAGAGGGGUCGCCGCUGUCGUCGGCGCAGCGUUUCCUGUCGGGAUUGUCCCGUGCUUCUCCCCAGCCGCCCCCUUCCUCUCCGGCUCCCGCGCUCUCCCGCUCCUCCGCGCGUGGCCCGGGUCGGCGCUGCCCUCGGCCCGGGCGCGGGCCCCCGCCCGGGGUCGCCCCUUGCCUCCCCUCCCGGGCCGCGGGGGCGCCCCGUCGAGACCAUGAGGAAAUUCAACAUCAGGAAGGUGCUGGACGGCCUGACCGCCGGCUCGUCGUCGGCCUCGCAGCAGCAGCCGCAGCAGCACCCGCCUGGGACCCGGGAGCCCGAGAUCCAGGAAACGCUCCAGUCCGAGCACUUCCAGCUCUGCAAGACUGUUCGCCAUGGAUUUCCCUAUCAACCCUCGGCCCUGGCCUUUGAUCCUGUCCAGAAGAUCCUGGCAGUGGGCACUCAGACUGGUGCUUUAAGGCUCUUUGGUCGUCCAGGAGUAGAGUGUUAUUGUCAGCAUGAGAGUGGAGCUGCGGUAAUCCAGCUCCAGUUCCUGAUUAAUGAGGGAGCUCUUGUCAGUGCCUUGGCUGACGACACCUUACAUUUGUGGAAUUUACGUCAAAAGAGACCUGCCAUACUACAUUCACUUAAAUUUUGCAGAGAAAGGGUAACAUUUUGCCAUCUGCCUUUCCAGAGUAAGUGGCUCUAUGUGGGCACCGAGCGAGGUAAUAUCCAUAUUGUCAAUGUGGAGUCCUUCACACUCUCAGGCUACGUCAUUAUGUGGAAUAAAGCCAUUGAACUCUCAUCUAAAUCUCACCCAGGACCUGUCGUCCAUAUAAGUGAUAAUCCGAUGGAUGAAGGAAAGCUUUUGAUUGGCUUUGAAUCUGGAACAGUAGUGUUAUGGGACCUCAAAUCAAAGAAAGCCGACUACAGAUACACGUACGAUGAGGCCAUCCACUCUGCUGCCUGGCAUCACGAAGGGAAACAGUUCAUCUGCAGUCAUUCGGAUGGCACCUUGACCAUAUGGAACGUGAGGUCGUCCGCUAAGCCGGUACAGACAAUCGCUCCACAUGGAAAACAGUUAAAGGAUGGGAAGAAGCCAGAACCGUGCAAACCUAUCCUCAAGGUGGAAUUCAAAACGACUAGAUCUGGGGAACCUUUUAUUAUUUUAUCAGGAGGUCUGUCAUAUGAUACUGUAGGAAGAAGACCUUGCUUAACAGUUAUGCAUGGGAAAAGUACUGCAGUGCUAGAAAUGGACUAUUCAAUUGUUGAUUUUCUAACCCUAUGUGAAACACCAUACCCAAAUGAUUUUCAAGAACCAUAUGCUGUGGUUGUUCUUCUAGAAAAGGAUUUAGUACUUAUAGACCUUGCACAAAAUGGGUAUCCUAUAUUUGAAAACCCCUACCCUUUGAGUAUACAUGAAUCCCCUGUGACGUGUUGCGAAUAUUUUGCUGAUUGCCCCGUGGACCUUAUUCCUGCACUUUAUUCUGUUGGAGCUAGACAGAAACGUCAAGGUUACAGCAAAAAGGAAUGGCCCAUCAAUGGAGGUAAUUGGGGCUUGGGUACUCAAAGCUACCCAGAAAUAAUUAUUACAGGGCACGCUGAUGGGUCGGUGAAGUUCUGGGAUGCUUCUGCAGUAACUCUGCAAGUACUAUAUAAACUGAAGACAUCUAAAGUAUUUGAAAAGUCAAGAAAUAAAGAUGACAGACCAAACACAGACAUUGUAGAUGAAGAUCCGUAUGCCAUUCAGAUCAUCUCCUGGUGUCCAGAAAGUAGAAUGCUGUGCAUAGCCGGAGUUUCGGCUCACGUCAUCAUUUAUAGAUUCAGCAAACAGGAGGUGAUCACAGAAGUCAUUCCGAUGCUUGAAGUCCGAUUGCUGUAUGAGAUGGAUGAUGUGGAGUCCCCGGAGGGUGAGCAGGCAGCCCCUGUGCCGACCCCAGUGGUCGGGGCCAGUCCUCAGCCCGGCCCGCCUCAGGCUCACCCUUCCAGCAGCGGUAGUUCAUCUGACGGGCUUCGCGACAAUGUCCCUUGUUUAAAAGUUAAAAAUUCACCACUUAAACAGUCUCCAGGUUAUCAGACUGAACUAGUUAUUCAGUUGGUGUGGGUGGGUGGAGAACCACCACAACAAAUAACCAGCCUGGCAGUCAAUUCUUCCUAUGGCUUGGUGGUUUUUGGCAAUUGUAAUGGCAUUGCAAUGGUUGACUACCUCCAGAAAGCAGUGCUCCUCAACCUGGGCACUAUUGAAUUAUAUGGCUCCAAUGAUCCUUAUCGGAGAGAACCCCGGUCUCCUCGUAAAUCUCGACAACCCUCAGGAGCAGGUCUGUGCGAUAUCAGUGAAGGGACGGCAGUCCCAGAGGAUCGCUGCAAAUCUCCGACUUCUGGUUCUUCAUCACCACACAAUUCAGAUGAUGAACAAAAAAUGAAUAAUUUUAUAGAAAAGGUGAAGACCAAAAGCAGAAAGUUUUCCAAGAUGGUAGCCAGUGAUAUAGCAAAGAUGUCAAGGAAGUUAAGCUUGCCUACUGACCUAAAGCCUGACUUAGAUAUAAAAGAUAAUUCCUUCAGCCGAUCACGGAGUUCGAGUGUAACCAGCAUUGAUAAAGAGUCCCGAGAAGCGAUCUCUGCUCUUCAUUUCUGUGAAACUUUUACUCGAAAGGCAGAUUCGUCUCCUUCCCCGUGUUUAUGGGUUGGUACCACGUUGGGAACAGUGCUUGUCAUUGCACUGAACCUGCCCCCCGGAGGAGAGCAGAGACUUCUGCAGCCGGUAAUCGUGUCUCCCAGUGGUACUAUAUUGAGGUUAAAAGGGGCGAUCCUGAGAAUGGCAUUCCUGGAUGCCACAGGCUGCCUAGUGCCACCUGCAUAUGAAUCCUGGAGAGAACACAACGUUCCUGAAGAAAAAGACGAAAAGGAGAAAUUGAAAAAACGACGGCCUGUCUCUGUAUCCCCCUCCUCUUCUCAGGAAAUUAGUGAAAACCAGUACGCAGUGAUAUGUUCUGAAAAGCAAGCAAAGGUGAUUUCACUGCCCACUCAGAACUGCGCCUAUAAGCAGAACAUCACAGAGACCUCGUUCGUGCUCCGGGGGGAUGUCGUGGCGAUGAGUAACAGCAUCUGCCUCGCCUGUUUCUGUGCCAACGGACACAUCAUGACCUUUAGUUUGCCAAGUUUAAGGCCUCUAUUGGAUGUGUAUUACUUGCCCCUUACCAAUAUGCGGAUAGCCAGAACGUUCUGCUUCACCAACAAUGGACAAGCAUUGUAUCUUGUUUCACCUACAGAAAUCCAGAGACUCACUUACAGUCAGGAGACCUGUGAAAAUCUCCAGGAGAUGUUGGGCGAGCUCUUCACUCCUGUGGAGACCCCCGAAGCACCAAACAGGGGCUUCUUCAAAGGCUUGUUUGGGGGCGGCGCACAGUCUCUCGAUCGAGAAGAACUCUUUGGAGAAUCAUCCUCUGGAAAGGCUUCAAGGAGUCUUGCACAGCAUAUCCCUGGCCCUGGUGGCAUCGAAGGUGUGAAGGGCGCAGCGUCUGGAGUCGUCGGUGAAUUAGCACGGGCCAGGUUGGCUCUGGAUGAGAGAGGACAGAAACUCGGCGACCUGGAAGAAAGGACUGCAGCCAUGCUGUCCAGUGCGGACGCGUUUUCCAAACAUGCUCAUGAGAUGAUGUUGAAAUACAAAGAUAAGAAGUGGUACCAGUUCUGACAACCAGAAAUCCAAUAAGUCUAACUUCAGCCAGAAGGAAAAAGAAUUUUCCUUUUUUAUUUUACUGAUUUUGCUUUAGGAAAGUUGACGUUAAGGGAUGUUCCUCAGUGGAUGCUGGUCUUUCCCAGCACAAUCAGGCGCUGUUGCACCUCGGUCACGCAGCUUUCCCUGAGGGGUGUUCGCACACUCCACGUGGAGCACACGGCGUGUGCCAGCUCUGAGCUGACAGUUUGGGAACUGAGCGGGUCACAAGUUACAGACGAAGAAGCACAGGGGGACGUUGCGGAGACGUGGCAGAGACCACCCCUGCACCACUCCUGUGUUAAACGUUCAUAUGCCAAAAGAUUCCGUGCUGUUGCGUCUGCCAUCAGUGUUGGACCUCUUUGAGGGAGAGGCAAUAAGUCAGGAGUCCUGGAGCCGAAACAGUUACGUUUGUGUCGUUGACUGAAUUAUAAACAGCUGUCUUGGACUUUCCCUUCCUGAAACUGACUGGUCAUCAGUAUCAUUAGUGAAAAAGAAACAAACUGUUUGUUACCAUAUCUUUAGACAGAUAAGCUGAAUGGUGGGCUUUAAAUAAUAAAAACAUACACAUAGUUGACGUGUGUAUGGGCUACUCUUGGAUUCUUGUUAUUGUACACUUGUGUUUAGUCCAUAUUUUGUCAAAAGCAAAACAAAGCGAUACAUCACUUUUCAUUGAAAAGAAAAGUGUAGAGCAUGACUGAACUGCUCAUCAUUCUGGAAGUUUCCAUGUAGUGGCUAUGCAGUGUGGAAAGUGAGAAAAACCUCCAUUGUGGUGAGGAGAAUACUUCAAUGUCCCUUGUCUUUGUUCUCAUUAAUUCAGCUCAAGGUGGAUUUGACCAAAAUAGUUACUGGUUAAAUUUGUAGAACUGUUAAAAUUGGCUAAGUUUUUAAUUUUGCUUGAAUUUUUAUAAAAUGUUUAACCAAAUGUACCUUUGCAUUAUUUAAUUAAAAUUGCUUAAAAAAAUGUUUCAUUAUUUCAGUAAAAUGCUCAGCUCCCUUUUUAAAGUGCCCUUUAUUUGCUAACAGCUCCAGUACACUCAGGUGAUGAGCCAGUUAAAUCUUAGUGCACAUGCUGUCGCAUGGAAAACUACAAGCAUCUGUUGUUAAUAAUUAUCUAUAUAAGAGUCUAGUCUGAUGACCUACAAAAUAUUUUCUGUAGAAAUAUACUAUAAAUCUGUACAUGUCCUUUCAAGGUUUUACAAAGCCAAAAGGAAAGGAAAAUAUGUGCAUUUUGGUAACUAAAUUAUUUCUUUAUUGGAGUAUAAUGCAAAUGAGACCACCAGUCGACAAUCACGGAUUGGUUCUUGAACAGCACUGCAGACAGGAAAGAGCCAACCUGGUAGACAGACCUGGAAGGAAGGAAGCUCACAAUGCAGGCUCAUCUGAGGUUAUUGCUGAUUGUUCUUAAAGCAACAAACGAAGAGCAAAAUAGAAGCAUUACACUUAAUAUUAGUGAAAUUGAAAUAUUUUCUUGUAGAAAAAGUUGUUUAAAACAAUUUUUUUUUCAUUAAGAGAUAAUCAGAGCACAAAUGGAAAGCAGACAUGAUGGUUCUUUUUCUGUUCCAUGUGGUCAUUCAAGGUCUGUGUGGGACUCCUUAAUUUCAGUCUGUUACGCGUCUUCUCCUCUUUACUCUUUCCAUUAAUAAAGCUUUUCUGUUUACAUUUUAUAGCGUGCACUACAGGAGACAAAAGUUUACAUGAAAAUUUACUUUAAAUAUCAUUAGGAAGGGACUAAAUAUAUAUGAUAGAGAUAAUUGAUCAAGCCAAAAGGGAUGUUUUAAAAAUACAGUCAUUUUCAAAAGUUUUUCAAUUUGUAGAAAGUACCUAUGAAUAACCUAUUUCUGUUUAGUUCGUGUCAGCUGUCUGAUGAACAUCCAGCAAUUUACAAAUUGCUUGUUUUGUAUCAUAUACUAUCUAAUAAACCCAUUGUUCCAUGAUAUAUCACGGGAAGUAUUAAGCCCUUUUUUAAAGGUAUAGUUUUGUGAAUGUCAUCAGUAAAAGCAACAGUUACGGAUUUGAAGCUGAGAAGCACUAAGUAAAGUAAUAUACUGGUCGAUUCCGUCUUCAUGUGGAAGGGCAUUUUAGUUCCAGUUAUUUAAUUUGCUGUGUUAUUUUGUGUUAAUUGUAUAUCAGCUUCAUUUUUACUGUCAUUUUACCUAUUGUAUAUAAAAUGAACCAAUCUUGUAAUUAUUUUCAAAUAGAGAAAGAUACAUUUACCUGAGAUGGAUUUUAUAAGAAAAUCUGAAAUCAAUAUUUUGAGUUAUUUUGUUUCAUUUUACAAAUUAUGCACAGCAAACUAGAAGCUCACUUAGGAUUAGAAAGCUUGAAGUAUUUUUGAGAAUAAGAAGUCAGCGUCUCAGAGUUAUACUUGAGUCAGUCUGUAGAUGAGAAACAGUCUGCAGGAGUAACUAACCCAGGGAAUUUACUGUAAUUUGUGAGAUAACAUCUCUGUUUUUUUCUUUUUAAAUGCAAAAAGUAAUAGUCACCAGCAAGCCAAGAUUUCAGGAAAACAAACCAAAAAAAAAGUCAAAAUAGAAAAUAUUAGAAAAAUGAGAGAUACUCAUGCGCUUCCUCUGUCUCCUCCAGCAUUCCUCUUUGUUGCGUGUGUGCAAUGCUCCACAGUCGAAGUAUUCAUCGAUUAGCAGUUUGUGAAUAGGAAGUGGUUUCCCUAUAUCUACCAUAUUUCUACUUCAUUUCACUCUUCAAGCUAAAAUCCAUAUGUAUUUUCUUAGAAAGUUAUUUGAAUUCUGAUAGCCUGACAAAUUCUGUGUAUUACAUCCAUUUGCAGUUUUCCAUCAGCUUAAUGCCCUUGGUUUGCAUUUCAGUUGUACAGUGUUUCCAAAAAUGCUUAUAGAUAUAACUGAGCUAUUACUAACUUCUUAAUUUGAUUUUUUAUGGAUGUGAAAAAUGCUGCUAUUUGUCUGUGUUAUCCUGUGUGGUAUAUUACAGUUUAAUUAAGUACAAUACUUUCAAGAAAGAAGCCUUUCUUUUGCUUAGAACUUUUUAAUUGUAGGUUCCUCUGAAGUUAUUUCAUGUAGAUAUGUUAGUGUUUUAAACAAGUCUGAAAGUGUUACAUGCUUUUAGGUGGUGGGGAGACAGCUAAGGAAAGGAAAAAUACGUGGAAGACACCACGGAGUUCCAAGUUUUACCCUGAGUUCCAUAUGCCAUAUAUGUUUUGCUUAAGGCAUUUUCUCAUGUGACAUUAGAAAAGCUAUAUCCAAAGGUACACUUUUUGUGGCAAAGAUUUAUUUUACAUUUUAACUUUUGAGAUUUUGUUUAUUUGUUUUUGCAAAAUAAAGAGCACUGAACUUUAAACUUGAAUUUUUUCUGCACUUUUUUAGGUAACGAAAACUUUUUAUUAUCAUUUAAUCCACAUUUCUCAGUUCAAAUCAAGUGAUGCAUAUGUAUAAAACAUACCAAAAUCAUGAAUAUGCUGCUAGCUGCACCUUAAACAAACCGAUCAUAGUUUUAAAACCUAUUUUAAAAAAAAUAGGGUUUUAUAUAGUUUUCAAGGAUAAAAAUCAGAUUAUUUGCUGUUUGUUUCAGUGUUCUAGGUCUUAAAUUACUGCAACACUUUCAGAUUUGUUUUAAGAUCAUACAGUAACAUGUUAUAUUUAUACAUACUGCUAGAGAAUAUACUUUUAGUUUUAAAAUGAGAUUUUUAUAAAUGUACUCUUUAAUUUUAAAAAUGGUGAACUUGUUAAGUUUAAGUCAAAGUACUUAAAAAGUAUGUAUAUUAUCCAUACAAACAGUUAUGUUUUACGCUUAUAAUAAGAAAUAUUGGUAUCUCAUAUCGAGAUACAAUUAAUUUUAAAGAAUCAUAUAUCAUUCGAAAGUCUUCACACAUGACAGGAAAGAGAUCAUUACUAUGGUUCAAAAAACCCUCGAUUGAGCAUUUUCAAAUAUUAAUUUCAUUUUGGGGAAAAUGCCCACAACAAUAAUUGCGAGAUCUUUCUCAGUAGCUGCAGCUUGCUGUUGGACGCCUACCUUAACUAUUGUUUGAAGAUAUAUAUAUAUUUAAAAUAGUUUUCCAGGUAUUUUCUUCUACCUUUUUUAAAAAUAAAUUUCCAAAAAUAAAAACAGAGUUUAUGUAUUUUUGUCAAUGAAGGUUUUUAUUUUGUAGUUUAUAGAAUUUGUUCCUUCUCAUUUGAUACUUGAUCGAUAUUCCUAGACUUUUUAAUCUGUGUUUACUUUGAAAAAGAGCACUCUUCUCUCGUAAGUGUGUCCUCCUUUUUUUCUUUUCCUUUUUAGGGUGUUUGUUGUCUUGGAUUGAAAUUUAUGCCCACAAAUUAUUUUUUCUCAUUUGAAAAUGAAUGUGAAAAUACCGUUUACAGCUUUUGUUAAUUACACUUUUCAUCACUCUGAUCAAUUUCUUGUAACGCGCUAUAUGGGGAUUCUUUUUCCUGUGAAUAUUAAUGAUCUUACAGCUGCCACAGAAGCUUUAAAGGUUCUGUGGACAGAAAAUAGUUAUACCAACAACAACAACAACAAAAAUUAAAGGGAACACUUCAGCCUACCUUUCUCAGCUGAAUUAGAUGGUUUUCAUAACUUCGCAAUUAUCAGGGUUAUAACAUUGCUUUCUGCAGUUACUAAUACAGUCUAAAAUUCUUGGGCUCAGUUCAUUUACAAAUGGAGUCCAGUAGUCCAGGGCUACCGUGUGAUUGCUCUUUUUAUUGCAGUCUUUACAUCAGAAAAAUCAUGGAUGUCAGUUUUGCCAGUAUUUCCCAAUGAGGCUCAUAGUUUAAAUUAAAAUUUUAUAGUGUGUGAGAUGUAAAUAAAUUGGUAUUAAUUUAAUGUAGGUUGUUUGGCUCAGGCAUUUAAAAUGGAUAUAGGCUAAUGGCAAUGGAAUACUAUUUGGGAGUUUCACUUUUUCUUUUUAAUACUUUUGCUAUGUGUUUUGUGUUGUUUAAACUUUGCUUCAACUGAAGACAGUGUAAGAAGUUGAAAACAGACCCAACACAUCAAUAGAAAGCAAUGCAAAGAGGGUAUAUCGUGUUUUAAAUUUUUUUAAUUUAUUAUUUUUUUUUUUUGGUAAAUAAACAGUACCGUGAUAUUUUAGGUGUGACCUCUGCUUGACGUGGUAGUUAGAACCGGAAAAACAUUUUGUUUUCUAGUUACACUAUUGGUUCAUUGUAAAUGCAUCACCAAAAACAAUAUUCAAAAGAGCAAGAUUCAGUUUUUCUAACCGUGUCCACAGAGGGGCUCGCAUGCGUGUUAUGGAGCUCUGGCUUGUGUAUAUCUGAACCUGUACGUGCAGGUCGUUUUCAGUUGCUACACUUUAUUUCUUUUAUUUAAAUCUUGCUCAGUCCAGUAACUAUCUCAAAGGUAAUUGCUGGAAUAUGCAUUUUUAAAUACGGUAAAAAAAAAAAAACCCAUCUCUGUGUAAUUUCCUUGCAAACAAAAACAAAACAAAAAACUCUACUGCAAACACUAAAAAUGUGUUACCUUUGUAGUUAUUUUGCAUUCCUGUACUUUACAAACUGUCAUCACAGCAAAAGGUUUAAAAUUAGGUAAUGAAAUAUUUUUGUAAAUAAAUACCGUUAAGCUGGUAUUUUAAAAAAAUGUAUUAUAAAUUAAUGUUUCUGGAAAAUGUUCAUAUAUAUGUAUACGAAUGUCUCUUUAUGCUGAAGGGCUCUGAUUGGGCAAAAUAAAAUACUCUAAUCUCUCCUGAAACUAAA